AUUGUGAGCCAAUGAACUUAAACGUGGGCGGGUGCUAAAAUGGAUGACGUUCGUUUUACAGCGUAUUGUGGUACUUCAGCACUUCACUGGGUGGAUCGGCAAGGGUCGUUAUUUCUAAAACGUUAAUAAAAACAUAAUAUAUUCGUGAUGAACAGGAUUCGGAUCCACGUGUUACCGUCCAGCAGGGGUAGAGUGACACAGGCUGCACGAACCCAAGAGCCCCAGACCUGCGCCUAUACCCAAAGACCCUGUUCGCAUCCUCGACUGGAGGGCCUCGAGUUUUGCAUCAAACACAUUCUUGAAGAUAAAAAUGCCCCGUACAAGCAGUGCAGUUAUGUAUCCAACAAAAAUGGCAAGCGUUGCCCCAACGCAGCCCCAAAAACAGAGAAAAAAGAUGCGGUAACGUUCUGUGCUGAGCAUGCACGUAGAAAUGCGUUGGUUCAGCAAGCUCAAAUGCGUAAAGCCUCAUCAGGACCUUCACCAGACGUUCUGUUGUCUCAGCUAAGUGGCUACAGUCGGCCAGAUUCUGCAGUUCACAGUCAGGAGGGGCGUAGUGAAGCUAGUCGCAUACUGGAUGAUGACAGCUGGAGUGAAGAGGAGCAGGACCAGGUUGUUUUGGAUCAGACUUGGAGAGGGGACCCUGACAGUGAGGCUGAAAGUCUAGACACUGACCAUGAAGACCCUUUGAAGCAUGCUGGUGUGUACACUGCAGAGGAAGUGGCACUCAUCACACGUGAAAAGCUAAUCAGACUUCAAUCACUCUACAUAGACCAGUUUAAACGUCUUCAACACUUAUUGAAAGAAAAGAAAAGGCGCUACCUGCACAGCCGCAAAAUCGAGCACGAGACCGUUGGGAGCAGCUUGCUUACAGGCCCAGAGGGUCUGUCCUCGAAGGAACGAGAAAACCUGAAAAAAUUAAAGGCCCUACGUCGGUAUCGUCGGCGGUUUGGUGUGGAGGCUUUGCUGCAUCGCCAGCUAAGAGAACGCAGGCAAGCGGUUACAGAUGGUGGAACACCACAGGCAAUGCGCUCAGGCCAGAGAUGCAUAUCCUUUGUGGAAGGAACGCGCUGUUCAAAUCAAUGCCUGCCAAUGACGCGACAUUGUGUAUCGCACAUUUAUCAAGACAGUAGCCAAGUUUUAUUCAAGAUGUGCCCAGGUCUAAAGGACGUUCCAUGUGAUCGCCCCGUGCACAUGGGACAGUCAGGCGAGCCUCGUUGCCCUUUGCACCUGUCUUUGCCUCCACCCAUGUACCAACCUGAACAGGAAUCUAUUGCCCCCGAGCAACUAACGACUGCACCCACAGAUAUGUACCUUAGUGCUGCAGAGCUUCAACCAACAGAAAAUCUACCUUUGGAAUUCAGUGAUGAUCUUGAUGUUGAAGAUGAGGGUUUGCAGUGUCCACCAUCUCCCCUGCAGUUUGACACAGCUCUUGCUUUAGAAGACCAAACCAUUAGAGAGAUUGCAGAAGCACCCAUGGAUAUUCUGACAGGGGAUGAGCAAGGUUUUGAAGCCCAAGAUGCAGAGCUUUCAGAUAGAGAUGAGGUGUCUGUGGAAGAUCAGGUUGAGUCUGAAAUGCUCGAAGCAGUUGGACAAGCGGUAUCCACACAGAAUUCAUCAAGGGACUCUCACAUGAAAACAACAGAUGCCUUAUCUUGAGCACCAUGUGACCUGAUUUUCUCAGCUGCCAUACUGUUGAAACUGUUUAAAUAACUAUGUUUAAAAGCCAUACUCCAGGAAGCCUAUGUGGAUUGCAGAAGCAUUCGUGAUUCCAACCUUCUCUUUAAAUAGCACAGUAACAAUUUGUGCUUCUUGUGAAGCUUAACGGGCAAGUUUAACCAUUAAAUGCAAAUUCAUUGGUUGUGGCAUUUACAUGAUUUCAGACAAGGCAAUGUGGUGUUUCAUUUUAGGCAGUAUGAUAUCUAGAUUUUUGCCAAACUACAUAGCGUAGUGUUUAAGCACUUUGUUUAUACAGUAGAAAUUUGUUUCCUUAUGGCAUUAAUAACUCAUACUGAGAUUUGUUUACUAAAAUAAAUCUUUACAUCAUG
Molecule: messenger RNA, 2045 nt
Organism: Misgurnus anguillicaudatus (oriental weatherfish)
Lineage: Eukaryota; Metazoa; Chordata; Actinopteri; Cypriniformes; Cobitidae
Gene: kansl2
Product: KAT8 regulatory NSL complex subunit 2
Cellular component (GO): NSL complex
Source: RefSeq, a predicted model, not a curated record